UAACAUUUGCAUUCUUGAAUUUACCGCCUCCCCCCCCCCCCUCACCCCAACACACACAUUUCUUUUAAAACACCGUUUCAGGAAAAUGAAAAUCUCUGUCUGAGGGACUAAAUUGUUACUUAUACAUUUGUUCGUGUUUUCCGUGUUAUUAUUCCCAUAAAGCUAAAAACAUUACACCAAUUAAAAAAAAAACAAAAACCUUUACAUUUACAAAAACUCCAUCAAUACUUCUUGCUUUCUCUCUUCCCCAAGAUUUGUGUGGCCACACUCAGAAAGAGAGAGAGAGAGAGAGCUAUGGCGAAGCUAUUGAUGUGGUUUUUGGGUGUCUUUUUUGUGCUUACCAAAUUAGUUGAUUCUUAUGAAUUUGAAGAAUUUUUUUACAAUAAAACUGAAGGGGCAUUCUUGGAAAGUGUGUAUGGAGCUUCUGCUGCUGCUCCUCCUCCACUUAUGAUUGGUCUUACAAUCAUCCAUGGUGCUGCUGCUAGAGGAGCUGUGUGUCUGGAUGGAACAUUACCAGGUUACCACAUCCAUCGCGGUUAUGGGUCUGGGGCAAACAGUUGGCUUAUUCAAUUGGAGGGUGGAGGAUGGUGCAACAGUGUUAGAAGUUGUGUUUAUCGCAAAAAAACAAGACGAGGAUCAUCAAAUUACAUGGAAAAACAGAUUCCUUUUGUUGGAAUUUUGAGUAACAGGGCUGAAGAAAAUCCAGAUUUUUAUAACUGGAAUAGAGUAAAAGUUCGCUACUGUGAUGGUGCCUCAUUUACCGGGGAUAGUGAAGAUAAGGCUGCAGGGUUGCAGUAUAGAGGCAAGCGCAUAUACCAAGCUGCAAUGGAGGAGUUAAUGUCAAAAGGAAUGCGAUACGCCAAGCAGGCUCUUCUCUCUGGAUGUUCUGCUGGUGGUCUAGCUUCAAUAAUGCAUUGUGAUGAUUUCAGCAAUUCGCUCCCACAUACUAAAGUGAAGUGCCUGAGUGAUGCUGGAUUAUUUAUGGACGCAAAUGAUGUAUCUGGAGGACACGCCAUCAGAGAUUUCUUUGGGGGUGUGGUUAAGACGCAGAGUCUUCAGAAUACGCUACCAAGAACUUGCACCAACCACCUUGAUGCAACCUCUUGUUUCUUUCCUCAGAAUUUGAUCGGCAGCAUCAGGACUCCUCUUUUUCUACUGAAUACUGCCUAUGAUUCCUGGCAGCUUCAAGAAAGCUUAGCUCCUCAUACAGCUGAUCCUCAUGGCUUAUGGCAUGACUGUACACUCAACAAUGAAAGAUGUUCUCCUUCUCAAAUUCAAUUUUUGCAAGGUUUUAGGAUUCAUAUGCUUAAUACAGUUAAAAGAUUCGCUGCUUCAAGACAAAAUGGUUUGUUUAUAAAUUCAUGCUUUGCCCACUGCCAAUCUGAGAGGCAAGAUACAUGGUUCUCCGAUAAUUCCCCCACGAUUAAUAACAAGCCAAUUGCACUUGCAGUUGGAGAUUGGUACUUUGAUCGUAGUGGUGUGAAGGCGAUUGACUGUGCAUAUCCAUGUGACAGAACAUGUCACAACCUUGUCUUUAAGUGAGCCAUACAAUCAAAUUCUUUUCCUGCACCAAAAUUGGCAGAAAUAUGUUAUCAUCUUGAUAGUCAUAUAUACCCUUCCCAAUUAGCUUAAGAGGUUUUCCAGUGUAACAAAGUUCACUGUAGACAAUAAAGUAAAGUGAUUUAUCUCCCAUUGCGUUUAGUUCAGUAAAAA
This is a messenger RNA of Solanum stenotomum, 1713 nucleotides long. RefSeq names its product pectin acetylesterase 12. The transcript has 12 exons. Bases 295 to 1542 code for a protein of 415 amino acids. Gene Ontology annotation, biological process: cell wall organization. Gene Ontology annotation, molecular function: pectin acetylesterase activity. NCBI's taxonomy places the organism in Eukaryota, Viridiplantae, Streptophyta, Magnoliopsida, Solanales, Solanaceae. The record is from RefSeq and is a predicted model, not a curated record. Gene Ontology annotation, cellular component: plant-type cell wall.